Pogonomyrmex barbatus (red harvester ant) is the source of this 630-nucleotide messenger RNA. Its product is annotated as indole-3-acetaldehyde oxidase-like. Lineage: Eukaryota; Metazoa; Arthropoda; Insecta; Hymenoptera; Formicidae. The record is from RefSeq and is a predicted model, not a curated record.
UAUCAUCAGAUCAAGUUUAAUAUCAGAAUGUUUAACAUUAUAUUAACCUUGUUAAUUUUUCGUGUUUGUUAACAAUUAUUACUGAUCUUUAACAGCUGUUACAUGAGCAACAGUUGGUCAUUGAAUGGAUUUGAGAUGCGAACGGAUGUAUCGUCAAACACAUGUUGUCGAGCACCGGGAUCCACCGAAUUAAUAGCUAUGAUCGAGAACAUAAUGGAGCAUAUUGCGAGAGUGACAAAGAAAGAUCCAUUACAGAUCAGAUUAGCCAAUAUGAACGACGUGCAUAAGGCCGUGUUAGAGCUGAUGAUAAAAGAUUUGUCAAAAUCGGCCAAUUAUGAAAUGCGGAAGAGAGCCGUUGAGACGUUUAACAAUGAGAAUCGCUGAGAGAAAAAAGGCAUUGUGCCGAUAAAUUACUCGUUCGUUUACUCGGGAUCAAUUUAAUGGUUAUGGUGUCGAUUUGCGCUCGGGACGGUACGGUUUGCAUGGUGGAAUUGAAUGUGGCCAAGGUAUAAACACCAAGAUAUAGCUCUGAAUAGAAAUCAUUUUUUCUAAUUCAUAAUCUUAACGCUUCAAUACAAUGUUUUAAAUAAUUUAUAUUGAGAAUUAACAAUUUUAUUGAAUAUUUAUCAA